CUUUCCUUCCUAGCGAUCACUCAGCUGCGUGCUGGAGUGCCUGCAACUGGCACGUAUGCCACUCUACAUGUGAACUAGUUUAAAGUAACUACCGGUGUAGUUAUCAAGAGACUAUAGAAGGAACAGAGCUGUUUUAAAGAAAGACUGACGAAUUGCGGAUUAGAGACUGAGAGAGAGCGUGGCCGGGGGGGUGGAGGGCUCUCUUUCCUGUCCAGAUAAACCGCGGUUCACGCAGAAUAUGGCGGAGCAACAUAUAGUUAGCGACAGCAAGCUCAAAGCUUCCUCGAAUACCGGGGGCUCGCUCUCUGGAAACAGCCGGUCGAGCUCCGCGAGUGGAGGAGGCGGAGGUGGAGGCCUUUCUGGUGGACUGACGCAGCCGGCAGGGUGGCAGUCCCUGCUGUCUUUCACAAUACUCUUUCUGGCCUGGCUGGCAGGGUUUAGUUCGAGACUCUUCGCAGUUAUUCGUUUCGAGAGCAUCAUCCACGAGUUUGACCCUUGGUUCAACUACAGAUCAACACAUCACCUCACUACCAAUGGCUUUUACGAGUUCCUCAACUGGUUUGAUGAGAGGGCAUGGUACCCCCUGGGCAGGAUUGUGGGGGGGACUGUGUACCCCGGGCUGAUGGUCACAGCGGGGCUGAUCCACUAUGUGCUGAACCUGCUGCACGUGACCGUGCACAUCCGGGAUGUGUGCGUCUUCCUGGCGCCUGUGUUCAGCGGCCUGACCUCCAUCUCCACCUUUCUGCUGACGAAGGAGCUCUGGAACCAGGGGGCGGGGCUCCUGGCCGCCUGUUUCAUUGCCAUCGUCCCCGGUUACAUCUCCCGCUCCGUCGCCGGCUCAUUUGACAACGAGGGCAUCGCUAUAUUCGCUCUCCAGUUCACAUACUACCUGUGGGUGAAGGCCGUGAAGACCGGCUCGGUCUUCUGGACGAUCGGCUGCUGCCUGUCUUACUUCUACAUGGUGUCAGCAUGGGGAGGCUACGUCUUCAUCAUCAACCUCAUCCCCCUCCACGUCUUUGUGCUUCUGCUCAUGCAGCGCUACAGCAGGAGAGUCUACAUCGCCUACAGCACUUUCUACAUCGUGGGCCUGGUACUCUCCAUGCAGAUCCCUUUUGUGGGCUUCCAGCCAAUCAGAACCAGCGAACACAUGGCAGCGGCAGGUGUGUUUGCCCUGCUCCAGGCCUAUGCUUUCCUGCAGUACCUGAAGGACCGGCUCACCAGGCAGGAGUUUCAGACCCUCUUCUUCCUUGGAGUGUCGCUGGCUGCUGGCGUAGUCUUCCUCACCGUCAUAUACCUGACUUACACAGGUUACAUCGCCCCCUGGAGUGGCCGGUUCUACUCGCUGUGGGACACUGGAUACGCCAAGAUCCACAUUCCCAUCAUUGCCUCGGUGUCGGAGCACCAGCCCACCACCUGGGUCUCUUUUUUCUUUGACCUCCACAUCCUCGUCUGCACCUUCCCAGCAGGCCUCUGGUUCUGCAUCAAGAACGUCAACGACGAGCGCGUUUUCGUGGCGCUGUACGCCAUCAGCGCGGUCUACUUCGCGGGCGUGAUGGUGCGGCUCAUGCUGACGCUGACGCCCGUCGUGUGCAUGCUGUCGGCCAUCGCCUUCUCCAACGUCUUCCAGCACUACCUGGGCGACGACCAGAAGAGGGAGAACCCGCCUGCUGAGGACAGCAGCGACGAGGACGACAAGAGGAACUCUGGAAACCUCUACGAUAAGGCGGGGAAGGUUCGGAAGCACGUUUCUGAGCAGGAGAAGACCGAGGAGGGUCUGGGGCCCAACAUUAAGAGCAUCGUCACCAUGCUGAUGCUCAUGCUGCUCAUGAUGUUCGCUGUGCACUGCACCUGGGUCACCAGCAACGCCUACUCCAGCCCCAGCGUGGUGCUGGCCUCCUACAACCACGAUGGAACACGCAACAUCCUUGAUGACUUCCGUGAGGCGUACUACUGGCUCCGGCAGAACACAGGCGAGCACGCGCGUGUCAUGUCCUGGUGGGACUACGGCUAUCAGAUUGCCGGCAUGGCCAACAGGACAACGCUGGUGGACAACAACACCUGGAACAACAGCCACAUCGCACUGGUGGGUAAGGCCAUGUCGUCCAAUGAGAGCGCAGCCUAUGAGAUCAUGAAGAGCCUGGACGUGGACUAUGUGCUUAUCAUCUUCGGGGGGGUGAUUGGUUACUCCGGCGACGACAUUAACAAGUUCCUGUGGAUGGUGCGGAUAGCAGAGGGGGAGCACCCCAAGGACAUCCGAGAAAGCGACUACUUCACUCCACAGGGAGAGUUUAGAGUGGACAAGGCUGGCUCCCCGACUCUGCUCAACUGCCUCAUGUAUAAGAUGUCCUACUACCGCUUUGGUGAAAUGCAGCUGGACUUCCGGACGCCGCCCGGAUUCGAUCGGACCCGAAACGCGGAGAUCGGGAACAAGGACAUCCAUUUCCGGCACCUGGAAGAGGCCUUCACCUCAGAGCACUGGCUGGUGCGCAUCUACAAGGUGAAGAAGCUGGAGAACCGCCUGGCCCUGGACCACAAACCCCGCGUCUCCAACAUCGUCCCCAAACACAAGUACACCUCCAAAAAGACUGCGAAGAGGAAGCGUGGAUAUAUUAAGAAUAAACUGGUCCUAAAGAAAGGAAAGAAGCUCAACAAGAAGUCCGUUUAAUUGUUAACAAAGACGGGGGAAGUUGAAAUGCAAAAAAAAUAAAAAAAACUGAGGGGGAGGGGGAACGGAAAGGGAAAUGCAACGAGAAAAAUUUGAAGAAUAAAUCAAACACCAAUUAAGAACAAACCGCCUACAUUUAGAUUGUCAGGAAAGCCCCCUGAUGGUCUUUGCCUUGGUCAUGUGACCUGUGGUCUUUUGACGGCCCCAGUAAGGACGGGGCAGCCGUGUCCUGUUCUGCUCCUCAGCCAGCUCCCCGUGUGGGGUGGGUGGGGGAGCUCUCUAGGUUUUAAGGCCUUUGUCUUGCUCUUUACUGUUUUUGUACUUGAAUGUUGGCAAGGCAAGAACACUGCUCCACCGAGAGCUGGCAGCAGGUAUUUUUGUGGUACAUAUAUUAUCAUCCCGUAACAACUCGGCACUGAGGGGGAAAUGUGAUGAUGUGGUGAGCCAGGGAGUCAUGACACCAAAGAAGCCCUCUGCUCCAGGUCUGUGAUACAUGAUGACUUGUUACCUUUAAAAGAAAAAAAAAAAAAAGAAUGGGGAAGGGGGUGGGUUGGGGGGGCAGUGAAAUGAAUGGGAGGGUCUCUGCUCAAAGGGGCUUAUUGCUCCUGAAGUUUGUACAGACUAUAUGGAGGAUGACUUCCAAACACGCAGAACUGUUCUGUAUUCCUGGGUUAUUUUAGACUGGUUUGUAUUCACAACAAACAUAUUGUUUCAAAACUUUAAAAAAAAUCCAAUGUGUAAAUAUGAUAUGUAAAGGAAUUGCCUAAAAGGAUUCUUUAAUAUAUCUUGGAUUAUUGUGGUGA
This is a messenger RNA of Anguilla rostrata (American eel), 3468 nucleotides long. Its product is annotated as dolichyl-diphosphooligosaccharide--protein glycosyltransferase subunit STT3B-like. Gene Ontology annotation, biological process: post-translational protein modification. The record is from RefSeq and is a predicted model, not a curated record. The transcript is spliced from 16 exons. Gene Ontology annotation, cellular component: membrane. Lineage: Eukaryota; Metazoa; Chordata; Actinopteri; Anguilliformes; Anguillidae. Bases 239 to 2665 code for a protein of 808 amino acids. Gene Ontology annotation, molecular function: dolichyl-diphosphooligosaccharide-protein glycotransferase activity.